AUGUCAAAUAAACAUACUAAAGUUUCAAUAAAAUAUUGUACGAAAUGUAAAUGGUCAAAUAGAGCAAUAUGGUACGUGCAAGAAUUAUUACAAACUUUCUCAUCACCAAUUAUAAAUGAAUAUUCAAUAUUACCAGAAUUUGAAAAUGCAGGAAUUUUUGAAAUUUAUAUUUCUCAAACAAGUCAAUCACAAUCGAAUGAAUCAAAAGAAAUUACACGCCAAGUUCAUACUAAAUUAAUUUAUAGAAGGAAAAUGAAAAAAGAUCCAAAAUUGAAUAAAGAUGUUGAAGAUGUUACAUAUGAUGGAUUUCCUGAUGCAAAAUUAUUAAAAAAUUUAGUUCGUCAACAAUUAGAAAAAUGGGAUUUACAAAAUAAUGAUAAUGGAGUAAGUAGUACAAAUGAUUUGGGAGAACAUUUAAAAAGAGGUGAUAAGGGUAAUUUGUUGAACGAUGGUAGUGAAAAAAUAAUUGAUGAUGAUGAAGAAACAAAUAAUUUUCAACCUGGCGAUUGUAUUGAAUGUGAAAAAUCUUGA
Messenger RNA from Lodderomyces pseudojiufengensis, 531 nucleotides. RefSeq lists its product as uncharacterized. The record is from RefSeq and is a predicted model, not a curated record. Lineage: Eukaryota; Fungi; Ascomycota; Pichiomycetes; Serinales; Debaryomycetaceae. The transcript has a single exon. The coding region runs from base 1 to 531 and encodes 176 amino acids.